AUGACCUCAGAACUCGCAGACGUCAAGAUUGAGGUUGACAACCAUCCUGACACGUUGCUUAGCAACACUCCAACAACCAACAGCACCACUACCCCAGAUCCUUGGGACAUCGAUGCCGAGUUAGACGACCACUGCAGUGGCAUGUCUGGUGAUACUCUGACGUGUAGCAGCGUCAUGACACCAGACCCUUGGGACAUCAUCGACGCAGAAGCGGUAAACACUCUGUUCCACGCAGUUCUAUCGGGAGAUGCAGACGAAGUGCGCGCGCUCUCUUCUGACGGGGUGUACAUCUCGCCAUUAGACUCUUGGAUUUUUUUUGAGGCUUGUCUACAAGGGCCCAACAUGAUCCACGCUUUUUGCAACAACCCCUGGGUCGACUUGGGACAGCCGCUGGCAGGACCUACAGGCGGUGCCCUCAUCAACUACCUUCUUAAGACAGCGGCUUCGCGGUUCCCGCUGGGGAAGAGGGACACCAUCAUCGCCGUUCUGCAGCAAGCUGUUAAUCCGAUAGUUUACGAUCACUGCGGAAACCAUGCCCUACAUAUACUUGCGGAAUCCGCGGAAACGGACGCCGCCGCUCUCAUGAAGCUUUUUCUCUGUGGGACAGACAGCGGCUGUGAUUUCACCGCUGCCGCCUGUGUGCCGCACAUCAAUUCGCGAAAUUGGCCAAAGCUUGGCAGUGAAUUUGGAAACACGCCUUUGACACUUGCGGUGCUCAGGAACAACAUUGAAUGUGUGCAUAUUCUUCUACAAAACGGAGCCGAUCCAACAAGCCGCGGAGAGUUCGAUCAGACAGCAAUGCAGCUUGCAGUUAGUAGGAGGUUUUACAAUUCAGGCCAUUGA
This is a messenger RNA of Cordyceps fumosorosea ARSEF 2679, 843 nucleotides long. RefSeq names its product Ankyrin repeat-containing domain protein. The transcript is spliced from 2 exons. Bases 1 to 843 code for a protein of 280 amino acids. Lineage: Eukaryota; Fungi; Ascomycota; Sordariomycetes; Hypocreales; Cordycipitaceae. Gene Ontology annotation, molecular function: protein binding. The record is from RefSeq and is a predicted model, not a curated record.